This is a messenger RNA of Electrophorus electricus (electric eel), 7038 nucleotides long. It is a transcript of the gene kif26ba, whose product is annotated as kinesin family member 26Ba. Gene Ontology annotation, biological process: microtubule-based movement. NCBI's taxonomy places the organism in Eukaryota, Metazoa, Chordata, Actinopteri, Gymnotiformes, Gymnotidae. Gene Ontology annotation, molecular function: microtubule motor activity; microtubule binding; ATP binding. The record is from RefSeq and is a predicted model, not a curated record.
GGCAGUUCUCCAACAGGAUCUAGAAUACAGCACUGGAAUUCUCACUGACACAGCUGGUCUAUCGGCAAGGCGCAAAAACCUCGUCAUCGUUAAGGCGCAUGGAAACGUGCUGUAGCUGAGAUGCUGUUUUGGCGCACACUGAAAAUGAAAGCGCUGUGCUUGGAAUUUCAGAAAUCAUAAACAUUCGGAUCUAUUUAUGUUUGGAUUUUUAAAUGAUAAAGGCUCUAUAUUCCUGUUACGUUUUUGAGGACCAUAAUGGAUAAUUCUCUGCAUGGAACUUGUCACUGAAGACUUGCGGAGCAACCCAAGUUGUAUUUAAAUUGACUUCAGAGCUGUUUCGCGAGAUUGGAGGUGAUAUAGGUUUCUUUCACUACGUUCCUCGAAUUGUUAACCAUGACUUCUCUCACGGGGAAUAAAGAGAGGUCUGGGACCAGAAGCCGAAAAUACGGGAUGACGGAUUCUUCCCCUACCAAGUCAGCUUCUUUCUCCCCCGAAACUUGGUACCGAAAAGCAUACGAGGAGUCCCGGACUGGCAGCCGACCGGCACCAGAGGGUGCCGGGUCCAUGCCUGGAUCUUCUGGAACACCUUCACCUGGAUCCGGAACCUCAUCUCCUGGCUCAUUUUCGGACUCGCCUGUCACCAUAUCCCCAGGAAUUGGCACAUGUUCGCCAGGGUCCUUAGGUGGAUCCCCAGGAUUCGGCACCGGUUCUCCAGCCUCGGGUAGUGGGAGUUCUCCUGGAUCCGACAGAGGGAUAUGGUGCGAAAAUUGCAACGCCCGGUUGGUGGAGCUGAAGAGGCAAGCACUGAAACUGCUCAUCCCAGUACCCUACUCCAGCAAGGAUCCCUCACUCUCUCUGCUGCUACAUGAUAAGCUACAGGUUCCCAGCAGCCCAAGGAAGGCCUGGAAUGAGCGUGACAGCCGCUGUGAAGUGUGCUCCACCCACCUGAGCCAGCUAAAGCAGGAGGCCGUGCACAUGGUGUUGAGCCUGGACCAGUGUGAUGUGUCACCUGCCUCCCCACCCUCCAUCGCCGCCCUGCUGGGCUCCCGGAGUGUCCUCACACCACCUCGAGACUGGGCCUACCUGCCUGGGGCAUACCAAUCCUCCGCUUCCUCCAUCACCGUUCCCACCUCAGCCUCCAGUGGCUCUGCCCCCUGCGGUACGGCCUCCAACACCAACAGCUCUCACCACCUUGUGAACCCCAAGCAUGGCACCAAGCCCAGCACCCUGGGCGUGAGCAGUGUGGUGGAGAGGAAGGGUGCUCCCUCUGCUCAUGGCAGCAAGCAGAGUGGCCCGCCGUUGCCUCAGCCAGCCACCAGCCCUGGAAACGGCAGCAUCAGUGCACCACACCUGGAGGGCGUCUGGUCACCUGCACAUCUGUCCCGUGCCAAUGGGGUCACCCUCUACCCUUAUCAGAUUUCUCCGAUGGUGGAGGGUAGCAGGGAGGGUCCGACCGAAGCUCUUCUCAAUCGCUACAAUGCCGAGCGCCCUGCCACUGCGACCCCAGCCACCACAGCGACCCCCACUGCAACCUCCGCUGCUGCAUCCUUCUUUGCCAGAGCUGCCCAGAAGCUCAACCUGUCCUCCAAGAAGAAGAAGCAGAGGUCGGCACCACCUGUGGUAUGUGACCCGCCCCUCUUCCCAACCAACUUCAGCGGAAUCCUACAGGUGUCCCCACCCCCAGCCCCACCCUGCCUGCUCCGUGCGGUCAGCAAGGUCAGAGAUAACCCUGGCCUGGGAAAGGUUAAAGUGAUGUUGCGUGUGUGUCCUGUGCCCCCUGCUGAUUCUGUGGAGUCUAGCUCUUUCUUGAAGGUGGACCCUCGUAAAAAACAGGUCACCAUCAUGGACCCAGAGGUCAACUCCCAGCAGAACCCAGCCCAGAAGCGGGGCACCUCCAGCCAGGUUCUUCCUAAGAUGUUCGCCUUCGACGCUGUCUUCUCUCAUGAUGCCUCACAAGCUGAGAUUUGUGCAGGCACUGUAGCAGAGGUGAUCCAGUCUGUGGUCAACGGAGCUGAUGGCUGUGUGUUCUGCUUUGGUCACUCCAAACUGGGAAAGUCCUACACUAUGAUUGGAAAAGACGACUCCAUGCAGAACCUGGGCAUCAUCCCCUGUGCCAUCUCCUGGCUCUUCAAAAUCAUUAAUGAACGGAAGGAGAAGACAGGAGCACGCUUCUCCGUCCGCGUGUCUGCCGUGGAGGUAUGGGGCAAAGAUGAGAAUCUGAAAGACCUGCUAUCUGAAGUUGCUACAGGCAGUCUGCAGGACGGCCAGUCCCCUGGGGUCUACCUUUGUGAAGACCCCAUCUGUGGAAUGCAGCUGCAGAACCAAAGCGAGCUGCGAGCACCCACAGCAGAGAAGGCCGCCCUCUUCCUGGAUGCAGCCAUUGCCUCAAGAACCAGCAGCCGGCCUGACUACAGCGAAGGGGAGCAUCGCACGUCCCACAUGCUGUUCACGCUCCACAUCUACCAGUACCGCAUGGAGAAGACAGGCAAAGGCGGCAUGUCUGGAGGCAGGAGCCGUCUACACCUCAUUGACCUGGGUAGCUGUGUGAAGGUUCUGAGUAAGACUCGAGACAGUGGCGUGGGACUCUGUCUCUCCCUCUCUGCCCUUGGCAAUGUCAUCCUUGCCCUGGUCAAUGGCAGCAAACACAUCCCUUACAAGGACAGUAAGUUAACCAUGCUGCUACGGGAGUCCUUAGGAAACAUGAACUGCCGCACCACCAUGAUUGCCCACAUAUCCUCCUCACCAAGCAACUUCUCCGAGACACUUUCUACUCUUCAGAUUGCUUCUCGGGUGCUUAGGAUGAAGAAGAAGAAGGCUAAAGUAAGCGUGCAGUACACAUCUAGUUCCUCAGGUGGUGAGAGCUCAUGUGAGGAGGGGAGAAUGAGACGCCCAACCCAGCUUAGAAGCAUCCACUCCAGGAACGUGGUUGACCCUGAAAUGCCAUUGCUGCACCUUUCCAGUGACCCUGAUGACUAUUCCAGCAGUGAGCAGUCCUGUGACACUGUAAUCUAUGUAGGUCCAAAUGGUUCCGCACUUUCGGACAAGGAACUGACAGACAAUGAAGGUCCUCCAGAGUUUGUGCCCAUUAUACCAUCUUUGCAGAAGAACAGAGGAGACCAAGGCAAGGCUUUACAGCCAUCUCACCAGCUGAAGGUGGUCACUGCACUGACCCAGCCAUCACAAACUGUCCAGUCCGUACAGCCUCUACAGGGCAAUCAUUCACAGAUGCUACCACCUGUGCCUGAAGAGGGUGCUGAGUGUGGAAAACAGGAGAAGGACUGUCUAAAAUGCAACACAUUUGCAGAGCUGCAAGAGAGGCUCGAAUGCAUUGAUGGUAGUGAAGAGGUAAACAAGUUUCCUUUUGAAGAAAUACCUGCUUGCAGAGUUACUAAAGUUGACUCUCUUUCAGCUCGAAGCCAAGACAUUAAAGGGAGUUCUCCCAUGAGAAUUUCUAAUGACCAGCAACUGGAGGAGAUUCGAGGGGUUGUAGAAGAGGCAGAGAUUGCACAGUCCAUUAUAGAAAGCCUCACACAGUCUUCAGUGAACAGUUGUGUACUCUCUACCAGCCGAAGUGUAACUGGUGGCAGUGGCAUUGGACAGCUCACCUCCCUUCAGAGGACAAAGAGUUCCAGUCUGCAUGGUAGCAGAGAGUCUGUCAGUGGAGGAAGCAGCAGCGAGAGUAAACCUCGUCCCAUGGGCUCUCCAAGACUGGGAAUCGCCAGUCUGACCAAAACAGCCGAAUACAAGCCUCCUUCCUCUCCAUCCCAGCGCUGCAAAGUAUAUACUCAGAAAGGUGUAAUGCCUGGGACGCCACCUCAGUCCUCGCAAAACCUGCAUAAAGAUUCAGGAAAAUCAUCCACUGAAUCUUUGCUGCAGUCUGAAUCAAGGACAUCUCCUGUUGGCAUGAGCCCUCAGGUCCUGAUGCGUUCUUGUUCCUCCAACAGUUUGACGUCAGCGGAGACUCUGAGUGAUGAUGUCCCUCAGCUACCUUUGGACAACAACAAGAGCACUACAGUUACAUUGCAGCAACCUUUGGAACCACAUGGCGAGGAUGAGUUGGUGUUCACUUUGGUGGAGGAGCUUACUAUUAGUGGGGUCAUGGAAAGUGGUAGGCCCACCAGUAUCAUUAGCUUUAACAGUGACUGCUCAGUGCAGGCUUUGGCAUCUGGUUCACGGCCUGUCAGUAUCAUCAGCAGUAUUAGUGAGGACCUGGAGUGCUACACCAGUGCUGCCUCAACUACCACUGCCACCAUCUCAGAAGCUAACAUUGCUAAAUUCCUGCCAGCCAGCAGGGUUGAAGGAGAAGUACUAACCAGUCGACGGUCCUCCAUCAGUUCCUGGCUUAGUGAGAUGAGCAUGGGCAGUGAUGGAGAGCAGUCAUGCCAGAGCUUUGUUGCACAGCAGUGCUUUGGGCAGAGUGAGGCACUAGCUGAUGCUCAACUUCUCGAAAUUAAAGAGGAAGGAGAAAAUGAAUUUACAGAACAAAAGACCCAAGGUGAAGCUGUUAUCUCUAAUUUAGAUGAAAUGAAUGACAAAAAUACCCCGACCAAAGACAAAAUAUGCAAGAUGUCUCCCACUCUGGGCAAAAUGUUUGUUUCCAUUUCUAAUGUUCAAACAUUAUGUGGCACAAGUGGCUUCAAGACUAAUAUUACAGCUCAGCCUUGUGUUUCUGUAAAGCCAAGUGAUGCAUUAUCUGUAUCUUCACCAACCAAAAGCCUUUCACUCAAAGAUCCCAAAUCCCCUCCAGUGUCCAUCUCAAGUGAGAUCAGCUUUGAUGACCCCUGGAUGAAAAGGGAGGGUUGUGAGGACGCCAAAACUAAGGAAUUUGUCUGUGAGAUAAAGCCAGAGAAGAGAACAUCAGAUUCUGUGAAGAACAAGAGUUUGAUUGACAGACAUAGCUCAAGCAGUGGUGAAGCAGCAUGUUCCCCUGAUUCCUUCAAAAGAGUAGUAGAUGGUUGUGAAAUGGCUCUAAAUACCGCAGAAGGGAUCACUCCUGGUUAUUCAGGAGACAUCCUUAGGACUGGUAGUCUUCCUAGGGCAUGGCAUCGUCUCAACAAGCAGGAUGACCUGGAUGACUCUUCCUAUCGCUAUACAAGUGGAGAAUAUAAAAGUCUUGGGGUUACUACUUCCACUCCCUGCAGCCCAAGAGCCACACUGGAAAGGAGAGGUUCAUCUGGACGGCAGGGUUUCUUGACCCGUCAGAAAGGAAUCCCACCCCUGCCACCUGUCAGAAAGUCAAGUCUUGACCAGAGAAACAGAGCCAGUCCACAGCAUAAUCCAGCAGGUAACCAGCAUUUCUCUUUCCUGGACAGCACCCCUGAGGACCUAGGUAGUAAUGGCAAACAGAAAGGAUCAAAUGUGGAGAGCAGUAGGCUCUUCAGUGCCAAACUUGAGCAACUGGCAAACAGGACCAACUCUCUGGGAAGAUCCCAUGGGACCCACUAUGACUGCCAUUCCUUGGAAAGGGCUGAGAGCUUAAGCUCUGUGGUCUCUAAAGCAGGCUUGGUGAGAGACCGGGCUGAGAGCUUAAGCUCUGUGGUCUCUAAAGCAGGCUUGGUGAGAGACCGGGCUGAGAGCUUAAGCUCUGUGGUCUCUAAAGCAGGCUUGGUGAGAGACAGCACUCUGCCCCGAGCUGGCAGGAGCCUCACCCGCAGCUGCAUCUCUUCCCCCAUCAAUGGACCAAAUGGCAACAACAAUGUUACACAGUCACCCAGAGUGAGCCAAUCAAAACUCUCAGCAGUUGGCAAACUCCUGAUGGCCAGCCCUAAGGCCCGAAGCCUUUCAGCAUCCAGUACUAAGACACUAAGCUUUUCUACUAAGUCCCUUCCACAGUCAGUAAACAGGAGCUCCAGUCUGCCACCAAAUGGAAAGAACCAAAAUCAAAAUUCCUGGUCAACUCAGUCCUUGAGCCGCAGCAGGGGAUCAGGGCUAGCCUCAAAGCUGCCUCUCAGGGCGGUAAACGGACGAAUCUCUGAGCUGCUUCAGGGUAGUGGCAGCAUUCGUGCUGGCCAUGGCCACAGUGGAUCUGAUACAGAGGAUAAAGGAGAAACUCUCCAAGCAGAGGAAAGACCAGUUCUCAACACACUCCCCUCCCCCUACAGCAAGAUCACUGCCCCUCGACGGCCUCACCGCUGCAGUAGCGGCCAUGCCAGUGACAACAGCAGUGUGCUGAGUGGGGAACUUCCCCCAGCAAUGGGGAAGACUGCUCUGUUCUACCACAGUGGGUGCAGCAGUGGCUACGAGAGCAUGAUACGUGACAGUGAGGCUACUGGAAGCACAUCCUCAGCUCAGGACUCUAUGAGUGAAAACAGCAGUUCUGUCAGUGGACGAAGGAGUCUGAAAAAUUCAAAAAAGAGAAUCAAUACUGGGACCCAGAGACGGCGUUUAAUCCCUAACCUGACCCUGGACACCUCCUCCCCAGUGAGGAAGCCAGUUAUUAGCCCUGGGGUCCGUUGGGUAGACGGGCCCCUCCGUCCCACUCAGAGGGUCUUGACAGAACCCUUUGAGAUCAAAGUUUAUGAAAUAGAUGAUGUUGAACGCCUCCAGAGGAGGCGGACUACUGGAAAUACGGAAGUGGUAUACUUUAGUGCGAAGCUGAAAAUCCUGGAACAUCGGCAGCAGAGAAUUUCAGAGGUACGGGCCAAGUACGAGUGGCUGAAGAAAGAGCUGGAGCAAACCAAACAGCGUCUAAUGCUAGAACCAGAGAAAUGGACCACUGAAUUUGACCUUCAGCAGACGUUUGAGGUAGACUCUCUGGAGUAUCUUGAGGCCCUGGAGUUUGUCACAGAACGACUGGAGAACCGGGUCAACUUCUGCAAAGCCCAUCUGAUGAUGAUCACAUGCUUUGACAUCACUUGCCGGCGACGGUAAACCUACAGGAAACAUCGUUUAUUGCAGGACUAAUGAGGACAAUGGGACGUCGAAAGAAGCUUUAGACCGUGUGAGGGUGUGUAUGACAGAGAUUAUGACAGAAGGCGGCAGAAAUUAGUGGGAAAUUAAAAAGAGACUUCUUAUUUUUUUAAAGUGGGUUUUUCGAAA